GCCUCGGGGUUUAAGAUGGCCAUUCCUGGUGUCGCGCGUGCACCACGAAGGAGUGUUUCAUCGCCACGUAGUCUCGCGUUUGCGCGGAUUUUGUGAGUGUGAAAUCACUGCGAACGUGUUAGUGACGCUUUUGUUACGUUCUUUGAUUAUCAUAUUGUUUCCCGAAAACUGUACAUGACAUAGCAUUGUGUGUAGAAUCGAGACGAGCGUUCGUAAUCGAAGUAAUCGGCGUCAGUGACGCUUCCAUGAUGCUUCGGUGAUACAUUCGCUAAUGUCGGCUUAGUAUCAUCCCUCUUUUCGAUAUCUUUAUUGGGUCAUAUGAGACAAUUUUAAACGUACUUGUUUACGUUUUGUUUCGUGAUUUAUUUCUCAUCUGGAUAAACUUCAUCGUUGACGCAGGUGCCAUCAGUUACAUUCUAAUAAAUCGCUCUUCUAAAGACGUGCCAAUUCGCAAGAUGAGCAGGAGCAACGAAAGUAGUAUAUCACUGGCAACACCACCGGCAAUUCACGUUGGACCCAUUGUCACGCCUGGAUCCAAUGAGACAAUCUCCAUUGUGAUACCGUUAUCAGCACAGUUGACCACAAUGGCCAACCAGAAGGUGGACAAAAAUUGUAAGGAUUGCAGCAAAGACACAAAACGACCAGCUGCCACCAAUCCUAAUCGAAAGAACGACAGGACGAAAGGCUGUCCCUUUUCCACUUGCGCGCGUUAUGGACGAGCGUUCUCCAGGGCACACGAUCUGAAGCGACAUAUAGCUCGGCACGAAAUGCGUAAAGAAAAACUGCAUCAGCCCGACCAAAAGGUCGACAUGGAAAACUCUGCGAGUGAUGCGACUCUACGGCGUGCUCUUCUGCGCGGCGUAGAGGACAAGAGUGGAUGUCCCUAUCCUCGUUGUAAGAAGAGAUACAGCGAUGAAGAUAAACUCAAAGCUCAUGUGGCCUCACAUGGCAAAAUAAAGAACAGCGAUUUGAAAUCUGAGGAACAUAGCAAGAGCCUUCAAGAAAAUCAAGAUAAAUCCUCGACGCCCAAGGAUACCGAAGAUGAAUUUCUGCUGGAAGAGAUGCUGUUGUUGAAAAAAAGGGCGGACAAGAACGACUCGAAGAUCAGAUGCAAUUACUGCUCGAAAACUUUCAAAACCAAGUGGACCCUGAGCUCACACGUGGCCGCUCACGAAGGCCGUUUCCAGUUUGAUUGCAGUCAAUGCGGUAAGAAAUUCGUCAGAAAAAGUCAUUACGAAGGUCAUAUACGCUCCCAUGAAGCUGCCAGACCUUAUGUCUGCGAGCAAUGCAAUAAAGCAUUCAAAGAAGAAAAGCAUCGUCGCGAACAUGUCAAAAGAAAGCACUCGAGCAAUCAGAGUGCAAUACAGAGCUUGUUGGAUAGCAUCGGACCGUGUGCGGCUGAAGAGACAAACAUCGAUCAAGCCAAGUUCACUUUGCUGAUGCCGGUGAACUUUGGCGCGUAAAACAAUCGAAAAGGCCUUUGCCGCCUUGAAAGCUUACUAUUACUCCUUCGACUUUGAAUCGUCAAAGGUUGGAUUUCCUCGAUCAAUGGUAUUUUCUUGGAAUUUUUGGUGUUUGAAAGAGAUUGUAUAUCCUCAGAAGAUCCUCAAAAUUUUGAAUAUUCAAGAGAUAAAAUUCUUAGUACUUUAAAUGCUUGGUGUGGAUGGUUAAAUUUAAAAAGUGAAUAUUUAAAAUUUUGGGUUGAAAGAUGACAAGGCUUCAAAGAAAGCUCAAAACUUUUACUACGUGAUAAUUAAGAUUCUUUGAAUUUGAAUUUGAUGUCGAUGAAAGUCGAUGAAACUUGAUAUACUUGUAACUUUGUAUCCCUUAAACUGUGAAUAUUUAGCACUUAGAAAUUUUCAAUUUUUGAAACUUUAGCAAUUUGCAAUCGCAGUGAAUAUUAUAUAUACAUAUAUAUAUAUAAUGAUUCAAAAAUAAAGAGACCAGAUAACAACUUCAGAGUGAAUAACUAAAGCUUGAUUGAUCUUACAGUGACAAAUCAAAAUCAUGUGAACAGUGUGCUAAUUAUAUUCAAUUUAUUAUUCUAUACGUCACGAGAAAUGUCAAACAAAAAUAAAUCUUGAACCAUUGAA
This is a messenger RNA of Linepithema humile (Argentine ant), 2093 nucleotides long. RefSeq names its product chymotrypsinogen A-like. Gene Ontology annotation, biological process: proteolysis; regulation of gene expression. The record is from RefSeq and is a predicted model, not a curated record. Gene Ontology annotation, cellular component: nucleus. Gene Ontology annotation, molecular function: serine-type endopeptidase activity. NCBI's taxonomy places the organism in Eukaryota, Metazoa, Arthropoda, Insecta, Hymenoptera, Formicidae.